AUGACGGACGACGAUGACGUCCUCAAGCAAGCCAGGGGUCUUCCCAUCGCGCAACGCGUGAAGCACGCGCACUGGAAGGCCCGCACGGAGGCGUUCGAUGAGAUGAAAGCGACGUGCCAGCGACAUUCUGAUUACGCCGACGCCGACGUCCUGCGCGCGUUCGGUGCGCUCGCGACCGCGUUCGUCGACGCGUGUAAUGACGUGGAAGAUACCGACGUGAUGACUGGCGCGAUAUCGGCGAGGGCGAGCGAACGUUGGAGAGAUUUGAGAUUCAAACGACUGACAGCUGACGCGUUGGCUCGAGCAGGCGAGUGCGCCGCGAGCGCGUGCGCGGACGGGAACGCCGCGGCGCUGGACGCGGGGACGGAGGCUGUGGUGGCACUUUUGACGAUCGCGGAUACCUCGUACGCAGAUCGCGAGGGGGAGGCGAUUUUGGCGGGCGUGACGACAAAGGGGUUCGGCGGACGGCCGCGGGCGCAGGCGGCGGCGACAGAGUGCUGCAUGCUUUUGAUCGAGCUCGAGCAGGGAGAAGCAGUGAUCGACGCGCUUUUGAGAGCGACGGGACACAAGGUGCCUAAGAUUGCGCUGGCGGCGACGAACGCGAUAUUGGGGGCAGUGCGGGACUUUGGCACGCCCAAGGUUGUUCCGGCGGCUUCGAUUUUGAAGGGAUUGGCACCCUUAUUCGACGCCAAGGAUGCGAAGGUUCGAACCGCGGCUAAAGAUAUCACAGUGGAGAUGACGAAAUGGUUAGGCGCGCAGGCGGUGAAGCGGGAUUUGAUCGAUAAAAUGCGAGCAGGCAUGCAGGCGGACGUGAACAAGGCCAUCGCCAACAUUCAAUCUGGGGCGCAGGCGCGUCGAUUCUUGCGCAAAGAUCAACCGGCGGCGGAUGACGCGCCGGUGGCGGCAGAGGCGCUGUCAAGAGAUAGCGGCGUACAAGACGUAUCGACUUCCGAGACAUCGGUGCCGGUCGCCGCGCCCGACGCAUACGAAUAUUCCGAACCAGAGUCGAUUUUGCCGCUUCUGGAGAAGCCAGGAGAGGGGGAAAAUCCAAAGUUUUGGGAUGGAAUCGUCAGUAAAAAAUGGCAGGAACGCCUCCACGCGCUGCAGACGCUGACGAAAGUAGCGAGCGUGCCGAGAUUAGCCGUCGCUGAUUACGGCGACGUUUCCAAGGCGCUGAAGCAGGUCAUCACGAAGGAUAGCAACGUUGCAUGUGUCGCAGAGGCGGCUCGCGCCGCCGCCGCACUGGCCAGAGGCGCACGCAAGGAGUGGACGCGCGAUGCGCGAAUGUUGUUACCGGGCAUGCUCGAUAAAUUGAAGGAUAAGACGGCGACGGUGAUUGAGGUGUUGCAAGGUGCGCUGAGCGAGUUUUGCAAAUAUUGUUUCGAGCUAGUGGACGUCGUGGACGACGUGUCCGUCGCGUUGACACAUAAAGUUCCCAAAGUUCAGAUUGAGACUCUCAAGUGGUUAGCGAGAUCGUUCGAAGAUAUGAAGUGCGCUGAAGUUAGCCCGUUACAUAAGAGUUUCGGGCCGAUGAUCGUAAAAUGUACGAGCGCAUCGAACGGAGAUGCUAGGAAUAGCGCAAUGGAAGCCAUCGCAUCGUUGGCAAAAGUAAGCGGCGGCAUCAAGCCCAUUAAUUUCUUACUCAUGGAUUUGGACGCGGUAAAACGGAGUAAAAUAGAAGAGUUAGCGUCUUCUAAUUCGUCGGCGCCGGUAUCGGUGCCGGCGCCACAACUGACCGUUCAACGCUCGAACACAACCAAAGUGUCGGGCCCUCAAGCGGAGCGGCAGCCAAUCGCAAAGGCUAUCCAGCCGGUAGUGGGGAACGAACCGCUGAUAGCGCGCACCGCGACAAAUAUUGCAGAAAGCGUAUCUUCCAUAUCGAAGGAUGACGCUGAGGCGCGUGUCGUCGCCAUGCUCACCGCAGACGUCGUCACUGGUCUGAAGAGUGCAGAUUGGAAGGAGCGCCUUGUGGCGAUGAAUUCAGUCCUUCAUAAGGUUCGGGCGCUAGAUGACGCUGCGAGCGAUGCAUUUGAUGCACUUGCCAUUGGACUUGCCUCUUUCCCAGGUUGGAGCGAAAGCAACUUUCAGGUGAUGGAUAAAAUGUUUGAAACGUUGGAGAUCCUGAGCACCAAGUCCUGCUUUGAAUUCAGGCAUGCUGCGGCAGCGUUUGACGUUCUCGGUGAAAAACUUGGUUGUUUUAAGCUCGGAUCCCGAGCCGCGUCGACAUUGAUGUCAUUUUCAGAGGCACUUGGGCCGAAGAUGAUAAUGUCGCGUCUUCGAGAGAGAGCGGGGAACCAUAAAGCUCCGAAGGUGGUCGUCGGCGCGUUGAAUUGGGCUGGUGCAACCGCGAUGGAGUUUGGUUCUGAGUGUCUCGACGUCGAAAUGAUGUUACAGUGGGCUCGAGAAGCGAUGGAAACACCGAACCCCAUGAUUAAAGGCGCCGGUGCAAAGCUCGUCGGGGCACUUCACGCCGUCGUUGGUCCGACCGUCAAGCAUGGUCUCGGCGGUCUGAAGGAUGCUCAGAUGAGAAGUCUGGAGGUGGAAUUCGCAAGAAAUCCGUACGAGUGCGAUAUCACGCCAAAAAGAAAGGUUAGAGCGGCCAAGGUUUCUUCACCCACGGCGACUCGUACUGAGCCAACGCCGAUGGUGGCGCCAAUCGAAUCGGCACCAGCUCUUGUCAAUGAAGAGCCACGAACAGACAUUAGCAACAGAGUUAACGAUGGUUUCAUCAACAAUAUGAAUGAUUCAAAUUGGAAGACUCGAGCGGCGGCUUUGGAAGACAUUGGGAUCAUUCUGAACAGUGUGAAUAAUCGUAUCUCGCCGAGCGUGGGUGACUUGUUCAAGAACCUUAGCGCACGCUUUGCAGAUUCAAACCGCAACGUCGGAGCGACGGCUCUAAAUGUCGCAGGUGAGGUUGCUCUGGCCAUGGGAGGACCCGUGGAAAAGAUCGGUCGAAAUGCUCUAUCGGAAGCUGUCAAAUACUUUGGCGAUAGUAAGAAGAACGUACGAGAAGCCGCGUUAAAAGCGUGCACGUGCUGGGUCACCGCUGCUGGAUUAUCAAAAGUUCUUCCAACCAUCGCAGAAAAGUUUCAAGAGUAUUCGGCAAAGAUCACCGCCGAGGGUAAAAAGGAAGUCGUCGAGUGGUGUUCGACGAUGUAUAGUCAACACGAAGGCGUCGAAGACACCGUGUGCGCGAGUGCUGUGCAUAUAGCGGCCGUUGGAUUGAUGGACAAAGCUACAGAGUCUCGCAAGGCAGGUACAGCGCUCAUGGAUGCGAUUCUUGCCAAGGUCGACGCCGAAGCAGUUCGCAGCGCAUCAAAAUCUCUCAAAGGCGAUGUAUCGAGCGCGAUAGACGCUUACUUCAAUCGCGGUCAAUCGAAAACCUUGGCUUUUCGGGCGGCUGGAGCAGCCGUGGUCGCCGCAAAUGCGCUGAAGACCACCGCCGCGGAGCGAAACGCGGCGCGGAAAGCAGUGACGCUGGGCGGUGGCUCUAGGACGAGUGAGGCACCAAUGUCAGUUCCGAACGGGCCGGUUUUCCUGAAAGACGCGGAGAAGGCCGUGCGCAUACGUAAAUAUCCUCGCAAGGCUAUGAAGUUUGAACCGCUGCGCGAUGACGACAUAUCUCUGCUGACGAACGAGCUCAAGACUGCUUCUCAAGCUUACAUCCGCGCAGACGUGCACAAGCUGAUGUUUACGAACGAUAUGAAGGCACAUCUCGCAGCGCUCGAUGCCCUUGAAGAGGCUAUCAAAUCGGAUGAAGCGGAGUUGAUCAACAGCCUCGAUCUACUAAUUCGAUGGCUCGUGCUGCGCAUAAGCGAAUCGAGUCCAAACACGCAAGUGCUCACUCGCGUUCUCGAGGUUGUCCUGGCAGCGCUGCAUGCCGUAUGCGAUUUGGACUACAAACUCGUCGAACAAGAGGCUGCGAUUUUGCUUCCCGUUUUCGUCGAAAAGUCUGGCCACAACAUCGAGACCAUUCGAGACAAGUUCCGCAAAAUCUCUAGAGCGAUUCCGACGGUGUACUUGGCGUCCAAGUUUGUCGGCUACCUCACCACGGGCAUGGUUGAGACGAAGAGCUCUCGCACUCGCGCCGAAUGUCUCGACGAAGUCAGUCGGUUAAUCGAGCGUUACGGCAUGCUCGUGUGCUUGCGAGAGGACAAAACAUUAGAACACGUCGCGAAGUUUGUGGAGACGAGAGAUAUGAGCCUCAGGAAUUGCGCUUUGAAUUGCCUUGCGUGUGCGUACAAGGUUGCUGGAGAUUUAGUGUGGAAACGCAUCGGUCAACUUCCAAGCGAGCAAGUCAGAGAGGUUGUCAGCGAUAAGUUUGCUCGUGUCGCAAAAGAAAUGACUUUGAACAACGAGGGUGCGCCUGGAGACUGGGUGAACUUCAAUCCAAUCCCCAUCACGAGCGCGCUAGAAGGCGCGUCGGUUAGCAAGAGCGUGGAUGUUUCAACUCUCGCAUCGUCAAGGUUGGCCAACAUGUUGGCGAGCAGCGCGACGAUCGAAGGAACCAAUUCUUCAAAGGACCGCGGCAUAAACAUGCUGUCGCAGUCAAUUUCAGUGCUGCCUUCGCAACGUCCAAUCUCGGCGCGUUCGCUUGACGUGGAGAUGUCAGACGUGCCCAUGCGAGCUCCUGCGCCUGAGUUCACUGAAGAGCGCGUCUUGAUUGGGGCGCGUACACCGAACGAGACGACUCUGACAAGGCCCAAGACGAGCGUUACAGAAGUCAGUGCGAGCGCGUGGUCCAGGGCAUUAACGGGUGUUAAUGAUCUUGACGAACAAGUCGCCGUCGAGGCGAUGAAAGCGGUCUGUCACGAAAUUGUGAAAGUGAAAGACGACGUUGCCGCGCACGCCGAGAUGGCGCAUGACAUCGAGGCCAUCGUUCAAUCUAUGGUGAAGAGAAUCGAACACAUCUUUAUCACCGCCAUAGCGACGCCGACAAAGGGGACGCGCGCGUGCCGAUACGUCCUGAACGCAUUGAUGCACGUAUAUCAAGACCGCGCUUUUGCCACUGCGAUCUCAGAGCCGACACAGCGUGAGUUCAUCGAGCAGCUGAUUCGCGUGAUUUUAGACGAGCGCGUGGCAAAGCUCGAAGAUGGAGAGUCGUUGAUGAAAGCGGCAAAUAUCUUGUUGAUCGCCAUGAUGGAAAACUGCACGAGGUCGUUUUCGUUCGUUGCAUUCGUGACGCUACUUCACAAUCGACCGGCGAACGUUCCGACGCAGUUUGAUUCAAUGCUUGUCAAGUGCCUGAUCAAACUGACGCGCUCACUGCAACUAUCGGUCGACAACGUACACAUCCCGACCAUCAUCGGAGCUAUUCAUGGAUACUUUGAAGCUUUCGGAAUGGACGAGAUCAACGCGCGCGCAAAGUUGGACGAUCAAGGUUUGCGCGCUAUCAAGACGCUGCUGCACGAGAUCACUGCGCGUGUCGGAGACAAUGUGUACGACUAUUGCUCGAGCAUUCCGUCUCGCACUUCGAUACCGACACCGAUCAUAUACUCUUUCAUCGGCGUGAAUUUGAUGGCGCCCAACUCGACAGCGUCGCCGUCUGUUCAGCCCAUCAAGCUGGCCUCGCAGCCGACUCCCGGGUCGAGCGUGAAGAGACGGUUGGUGGCAAUCUUCAAGAAGAUUGGCGAAAAGGGGACGACGAGUCAAGGAUUGGAAGAUCUCUAUACGUUCACGAGAGAUCAUCCAGAGGAGGAUUUGACCCCACACCUCGAGCGCACGAGCGAGGCGUUCCAGAUGUACAUCAAGCGCGGUUUGCAGAAGGUCGAAGCUGUGCACCUGCGGAAAAGUCCGAGCGUCUCGGUAACCGCUCCGAUCAACCCUUCGCCGGUUGCCGAGGCGAAAUCAAGCGCCGCAGUGUACAGAGAGCGUUUAGCGCAGCUUCAGGAUAAUAUUGGCGUCGAGAUCGCUCCAGCGAAACCGAGCGAAACGGACGACGCACUCUCGGAUCUCGAAAGACUCAGACGACGAAUGAACUCGAUCAACGCGAAGGCCACUGGGCAGGAGCUCCCUUCAUAA
Messenger RNA from Ostreococcus tauri, 6021 nucleotides. RefSeq names its product Armadillo-type fold. Gene Ontology annotation, biological process: mitotic spindle organization; microtubule polymerization; establishment or maintenance of microtubule cytoskeleton polarity. The transcript has a single exon. Gene Ontology annotation, molecular function: microtubule plus-end binding; microtubule plus end polymerase activity. Bases 1 to 6021 code for a protein of 2006 amino acids. Lineage: Eukaryota; Viridiplantae; Chlorophyta; Mamiellophyceae; Mamiellales; Bathycoccaceae. The record is from RefSeq and is a predicted model, not a curated record. Gene Ontology annotation, cellular component: kinetochore; spindle pole; microtubule plus-end.